GAGGAGGUUAAGUGUAUCACCACUACUUGUACUCAUAUCUGCAUUUUUUUCCUUUUUUUUUUCUUUUGUAACGUUAAAAUAGGAAAUUUUUUCUAUAAAGGCCAAUAGUUGAGAGACCUAGCCUGAGCCAAACUCUCAGAUUUAAGUGAAUUCCAAACCAAAUUAACUUUGAAGGAAGGAAAUUUCCUUCUAAUUAUACUACUACUACUACUUAUUUAAGCGUAAAACUCUUAUUAAUAAAUUAUAUUUCCUUUCUCUAAUCUUACCAUAUACGAAUUCUGCGGGUAGUCUCUUUUUACGCUCAUUACCCUACCCAAAGAAGACAAAAAAGAGCAUGGCCCCUCAAAACUAACAAUCAUGGAGGAAGUCUUGAGGAAGGAACGCUAUUCAGAAGAUGAAAUUGGUGCCAUCGUGACUCUUGCUAUUCUCAAGCGUACAAAAUUGGAUAGUCUAACUCUUUCUGCUCUUGAUGAACAUAAAACCAAAUAUUUGGAAGCCAUUAGAAAAAAUAUUACCAGGCGAAUCCUGCAAAUAACCAAUGAGAAGAUAACCCCAGAAGCCACCACCAGCCCUGCAAAUAACAUCAUUCUGGGAAACCAACAGUCCCCAGCAGGCGAAUCCUCCUCUUCCUCCUCGGUUGACGGGUAUAUCCCGCCUGAUAUUCCCCCUGUACCCAGCCUGCAUGGCUUCAUUAGAAUAUGCAGCAGGCCCUUUCAGAAGCAGUUGACAGAGACUGAUGUGAAGGAUAGUCAAAACAGGCUGUCAAUGAAGAAGAUGCAUGUGGAAGAAUUGCUGAAGCCACUGUUGGGACCUGAGGAGGACCUUGUUAAGGGCAUCCCUGUUACCACAUUUGAUUAUAGGGGCACUGCCUACCCAAUGGUGUUUAAGAUUUGGGUGUCCAAGAUUUAUGUUCUGAUCAAUGGGUGGAAAAGGUUCCAAAAUGAUCAUGGCCUGAGGAAGAAUGAGGAUUUUGUUACAAUUUGGAUGUUUAGGCAUGACGUGAUGGGGAACCUGUGUUUUGUGAUCAUUGCAAGGAGGUUACCCGGGGCUCAGCCGCUGAAGAUCAAGAGGACAAAACAUAAUCAUUUAAGCAAUAGCAACAAUGAGGUCGCUUGAUGGUGGCAAGGUCAAAUAGUAUUGGUAGUCCUGUUAAGUGUAUAUCCCAUUAGUUUCGAGUAGUAUAUUUGGAAUAUAGGAAUUCUUUCUCCAUUGGAGUUUUAAGUUAUUUAAAUUCUAUUUUUCUGAAAGAAUUAAAAAUAUUCUUGAUAGUUGGUGAAUAAGAAAUAGGAAUUAUAUUCUUUAAAGUUUAGCACAGAUGCUUCCAAAACCCGAAUUUUAAAUCAAGUUAUCACAUUUAUUUUCUCAUUUAAGUCUUUGAAUGAGAUAAAGUCUUUAAACAUCAUUGUUUUUGGUAGAAGAUUGUAACAUCUAGAAAGAGUAUAGCAUCUGUCAUCUUGUUUAAUUGGAACUAAUAGAGUGAGAAAUCCAUCUAUGUGAAUGCCUCCACGUCUAUUAGAAUGCGUUUAAUCAAUGUUCAACUUAAGAACAACUAAGUAGCCCUAAAUCCAAUAGGAAGUAGUUUUGAUUCAAUAGAAGCCAGUCUUAUGGCUGCUUCCUUAUUGUUUGCUUGAUCCUGUGUAACUAUGUGAUAUCUUUAAGUGCAACCUGUAGAGUAAUCAGGUACCAAGUUUAUUUGUGCCUGCACAGUUGAUUUCCUGCUUGGUUUAUCAUAAUUUCCUUUCGUUGAGUUUUUGGUGUCUAAUAUCACAAAUAAGAAGCACUGAACAGCUCUGACACCAAAUGUUCCUCAACCAAACUCACUUGUUCAGCCACCAUUUUGAUGAUAGUCUAGUGCCAGUGGUAUGUGAUUAGUAUUUUAAAGCUGGAGUUUCUAAGUUCAGUUAUUUUCUGAGUUUUUGUCUGAAAAUUCAAGUUUUCAUGUGCCUUUUCUAUAUAGCAUCUUGUCUGGUGAUUUAUUAUUUGAACCCUAAUACUUGGUGAAAAUUCUAGUGAGAGACUAAUUGCAAGAGUGGUUAUUAUAGCUCAAACAGAAAUAUUUCACAGCAGAAGGAUACUACAAUAAUCAUGCCAUAAGAAGCACUCACACUAAUAGCUCCAUCUCUCCUUAUUACGAAAAA
Molecule: messenger RNA, 2138 nt
Organism: Carica papaya (papaya)
Lineage: Eukaryota; Viridiplantae; Streptophyta; Magnoliopsida; Brassicales; Caricaceae
Molecular function (GO): DNA binding
Source: RefSeq, a predicted model, not a curated record